Molecule: messenger RNA, 598 nt
Organism: Temnothorax curvispinosus
Lineage: Eukaryota; Metazoa; Arthropoda; Insecta; Hymenoptera; Formicidae
Product: fatty acid synthase-like
Exons: 1
Coding region: 65-598 (177 amino acids)
Source: RefSeq, a predicted model, not a curated record
CCUUGGUUUCGAUAUUUUAACAAAAAAUAGCAAAAAAUUAUACAAACAGUUGCUGUCUCUGUUAAUGCCACAGGGUUUUCUACUGACUUUGGAAGAAUCCGGGGCGGUCUACGAUUAUUCAUCCCUGAAAAUGUAUGAGUUGGAUAUUAUACUGGAAAAACAAAUAAAUGACAAGAAGCUUUUAUUAUUAAGAAAAUCGCGAAAUAUUGCGAGAAACCAGCGGAUUGUACAUGUGAACAAUUACGAAUUUUCGGGGGUAGAUGAACUGAAAUCAAUCAUGAAUGUGCAAAACGAGACUGGUGUAGAUACGGAGAUAAUUCUCGUCUCGGAAGAAGACUUUGAAUGCGAGCUACUCGGUUUUAUUAAUUGUUUGCGAAAAGAACCAGGCGGCAAAAUAAUUAGAAGCGUAUUUAUUCAAGAUGACAAAGCGCCUACAUUUUCUUUGCAAGAACCAUUGUACACGAAGCAGCUACAGUUGGACCUACCUAUCAAUGUUAUACGUUCCGGUAACGUUUGGGGAUCAUACAGGCAUUUACCAUUACCAUCGUUAGAAUCAAAACUUGUUCAGACGGCUUACGUUGCGCAGAUGGUAUGUUAA